AUGGAGGAGAAGACUGUGGACCGAGUCGGCGCCGACGAUGCCGUUCAUUCGACCGACGAGAAGCCGUCCAUCGGCGACGGCGAGAAGCAUCCUCCGACGUACGAUGUGGCCAUCCUGAAUGCCGACUACGAGGGCAAACCAACCGAGGAAGAGCUGGCCACCCUACGCCGCGUUCCUGGGAGCUUACCGACGGUUGCCUACCUCCUCUGUGCCGUCGAGUUUUGCGAGCGCGCAUCCUAUUACGGAUGUGCCCAGAUCUGGACCAACUACAUCAACCGCCCUCUGCCGAAGGGCGGCAACGGCUACGGAGCGGUGCCGAGCGGAAGUCAAGCCACCCAGGGCGCCCUGGGGCUUGGCGAGCAGGUGGCGAACGCCACCAGCCAGUCCUUCAACCUGCUGGCCUACUGUCUCCCGCUCUUCGUCGGCUACCUUGCCGACACAAGGUUCGGUCGCUACAAUAUGAUUUUUUGGGGUGUGUUGGUGUGCGGUGUCGGGCAUGUGCUCAUCAUUGCCGGCGGCGCGAAGCAGCUCAUUGAGAACGGGACUGCGAAGAUUCCCUUUUUCAUUGGAGUCUACAUCCUCGCCAUCGGAGCCGCCAUGUUCAAACCAAACGUAUCACCGUUGUUGUUGGAUCAAAUGACCACUCAUGUUCCCAAGGUCGUCACUCUCAAGUCCGGCGAGCGGGUCAUCCAGGAUCCGGAACACAGCACGGAGAGAGUCAUGCUCUGGUUCUAUCUUUUGAUCAACAUUGGCGCCUUUAUGUCGACUGCGACCUCCUAUUCAGCGCGCAAUGUUGGAUGGUGGCUGGCAUUCUUGCUGCCUUUGAUCCUGUAUAUCCCCCUGCCCCUAUUGCUUAUCUGGCUGAAGCCCCGGCUGGUUCACCAUAAGCCUGGUGGCUCGGACCUUCCGAAUUUGAUGCGCGUCAUUAGCCAUUGUCUGAGGAACGGUGGCAUCUUCCGCAUUGGCCGACGUGGGUGGUGGGACGCCGCGAAGCCCUCGGUCAUUGCGGCGAAGGGCUUGACGCCGGAGACGCACUAUAACGAUGCCUUUGUGGAAGACGUUAAACGAACCAUGCAAGCCACUGGCAUGUUUUGCUUCUUUCCUGUUCAGUUCUGGAACGACAAUGGUAUUGGAAGCUCGGCCAAUUUUCUGGGCACUAUGCUCACAGGCAAUGGCGUUCCAAACGAUGUCAUUGGCAACUUCAACUCACUCAGUAUUAUUUGCCUCGGCCCUGUUCUAAAUUACGGACUGUACCCGCUGCUUCGAAAGUCCAAGAUUCGCUAUGGCCCAGUUGCUCGAAUCACGACUGGCUUCUUCCUUAGCACCAUCGCGGGUGUAGGAUACUGCGUCCUUUGUUAUAAGGCCUACCAGACGAGCCCUUGCGGUUGGUACGGAUCGUCAGACCCUCUAUGCGUUGAAGAGGGGCUGGUAUCGCCAAUCUCGCUCUGGUGGGAGGCUAUUCCGUAUGCCCUUGGUGGAUUCUCAGAACUCUUCAUCAACGUUCCAGCGUACGGCAUUGCCUACUCAAGAGCGCCUAUUAACAUGAGAGGCCUUGUGUCCGCAAUCAAUCUAUUCAAUACCGGCAUCGCUUACAUCGUCAACUUGGCCGCUUCGGCCGCGAUCGUCGACCCACACCUCGUCUGGGACUUUGGAGCGCCAGCCAUCAUUGGAGCUGUCGUUACUGUGUUCUUUUACUUCACCUUCCGUCAUAUCGACAAAGAAGAGUACGUUCUGUCGACGAACCAGACCAGCGAGGUCGAGCCAAUUGAAGGGAUCGGGGCAGAACACAGCGAUGAGAACGUUCAAGCCAAGGUCUGA
This is a messenger RNA of Purpureocillium lilacinum, 1818 nucleotides long. RefSeq lists its product as uncharacterized. Gene Ontology annotation, biological process: transmembrane transport. Gene Ontology annotation, cellular component: membrane. The record is from RefSeq and is a predicted model, not a curated record. NCBI's taxonomy places the organism in Eukaryota, Fungi, Ascomycota, Sordariomycetes, Hypocreales, Ophiocordycipitaceae. Gene Ontology annotation, molecular function: transmembrane transporter activity.